Messenger RNA from Naegleria gruberi, 366 nucleotides. RefSeq lists its product as uncharacterized. The coding region runs from base 1 to 366 and encodes 121 amino acids. Gene Ontology annotation, cellular component: RNA polymerase III complex; RNA polymerase II, core complex; RNA polymerase I complex. The transcript has a single exon. Gene Ontology annotation, biological process: DNA-templated transcription. Gene Ontology annotation, molecular function: DNA binding; zinc ion binding; DNA-directed RNA polymerase activity. Lineage: Eukaryota; Heterolobosea; Eutetramitea; Acrasida; Naegleriidae. The record is from RefSeq and is a predicted model, not a curated record.
AUGGACGGAAACAAUUAUUACUCUCCAACAGCACAAUCACCAGGUGCUACCUAUGCUUCGCCACACUAUGUAUCACCAUCAUCAUAUACACCAGGUGGUGUACCAAUGUCUCCUAAUGCCACAUCUAAUCCUUUCCAACCUUCAUCUCACCAACAACAAUUGCAAGAAAGCUUGCCAUCUUUGAAUCAACCAUCUAGUACUACUGCUAAGCGUGAAAAAACUGUAGCUGUUGUUUAUAUUUGCGGACAUUGUGCUGUUUUGAACACUAUUAAACAAGGUGAUGCUAUCCGUUGUAAGAAUUGUGGUUAUCGUAUCAUGUACAAACAAAGAACGACGAGAAGUAAGUGUUAUUUGUGUUUUGUAUGA